Molecule: messenger RNA, 1546 nt
Organism: Lotus japonicus
Lineage: Eukaryota; Viridiplantae; Streptophyta; Magnoliopsida; Fabales; Fabaceae
Product: polyadenylate-binding protein RBP45-like
Exons: 6
Coding region: 120-1337 (405 amino acids)
Cellular component (GO): cytosol
Molecular function (GO): mRNA binding
Source: RefSeq, a predicted model, not a curated record
UUUCCCUUCUUUUUUUAGGGUUAGGGUUUGUUUAAAAUCACAACAGCGACUCACAAUCUCUCUCUUUCUCUCUCUAUCCCUCUCUCUCUCUCUCUCCGUCCAGAUUCAGUGUUAGAGAGAUGAUGCAACCAGGACACGGCAUGGCUCCACCCACCAUGGUGCAGCAGCAACCGGCGCAGCAGUACCAACAGCCGCCGCCUCAGCAGCAGCAGCAACCGCCUUACGCCAUGAUGCCUCCCCAGGCUCAAGCGCCGCCGCCUCACAUGUGGGCCCCCAACGUCCAGACUCCGCAACAGCAGCCCGCUACCGCUGAGGAGGUCCGCACUCUCUGGAUCGGCGAUUUGCAGUACUGGAUGGACGAGAAUUACCUCUACACCUGCUUCGCUCACACCGGCGAGGUGACGACUGUGAAGGUGAUUAGGAACAAGCAAACUUCUCAGUCGGAGGGUUAUGGGUUUAUAGAGUUUAACAGUCGUGCUGCUGCUGAGAGAGUGCUGCAGACGUUCAACGGGGCGAUUAUGCCGAACGGUGGACAGAAUUUUAGGUUGAACUGGGCUUCUCUCAGUGCUGGCGAGAAGCGCCAUGAUGAUACUCCUGAUUAUACUAUUUUUGUUGGUGAUUUGGCUGCGGAUGUUACUGAUUAUCUCCUUCAGGAGACAUUUAGAGCUCGUUAUAACUCGGUGAAGGGGGCUAAGGUUGUUAUUGAUAGGCUCUCUGGUAGGACUAAGGGUUAUGGUUUUGUGAGGUUUGCUGAUGACAGUGAGCAAGUGAGAGCUAUGACUGAGAUGCAAGGGGUUCUGUGCUCGACAAGACCAAUGAGGAUUGGUCCAGCCGCUACUAAAACCCCUGCCACCAAUCAGGGUCAGCCGAGAGCUUCCUAUCAGAACCACCCUCAAGGCUCACAAAACGAGAAUGAUCCAUCUAAUACAACUAUUUUUGUUGGCAACUUGGAUCCUAAUGUCAAUGAUGAUCAUUUGAGGCAAGUUUUCAGCCCAUACGGAGAAUUAGUUCAUGUGAAGAUUCCAGCAGGCAAGCGAUGUGGAUUUGUCCAAUUUGCAGAUAGGAGCGGUGCUGAAGAGGCACUACGGGUUUUAAAUGGAACACUGUUGGGUGGGCAAAAUGUCCGUCUGUCAUGGGGACGCAGUCCUUCUAACAAACAGGCUCAGCCAGAUUCAAACCAGUACGCGGCUGCUGGUGGAUAUUAUGGAUAUGGUCAGGGAUAUGAAAAUUAUGGUUAUGCUCCUUCUGGUCAGGAUCCCAAUGCGUAUGGCAGUUAUCCAGGGUAUGCGAAUUACCAACCACAGCAGCAACAGCCACAGCAAAUGGGAUAUAGUUGAGAAAUCAGUGCUUCAUAUUUCUGUUCUUUGUAACCCAUAUGCUACUUAGCGAGUUUCUUGUCUCGUUGAAAACCAUUUCUGGUCCUUUUCCCGAUCCCCUUUGAUUGCUUUUAACAUUUAAGUUAUGUGAGCCGACUUUUGUAUCGUUAAAAAAUUGCUUGUUGAAUUCUUAUUUGAUGUUUAGAUUUGAUGAAACCGUCUUUUAUCUA